Messenger RNA from Pieris macdunnoughi, 1089 nucleotides. Lineage: Eukaryota; Metazoa; Arthropoda; Insecta; Lepidoptera; Pieridae. The record is from the annotation of a GenBank genome assembly.
AUGGUGAAAUUUUGGUGGAUAUUAAUAUUUUUCACUGAAGCGUUAAGCAGUGAUAAUAAACUGCCCGGAGUUGAGGCAGAUAAAGAAUUGCGCUAUUUACCUCUCUUCGAGAAACAUUAUGAUGACCGCCCAGCCCCAAACGGCCACCUGCCACCCUUAACUACUGUUCCCAUUGCCGGCGAAAGAUGCUCGUCGAAGUUAGAAUCUGCACUAGAUCAAAUAAAAAGACGAAAGAGAAAUCAACCAAAAACCUUGGAUACACCUUUGAGUCAAAGCAUAGACCUUGAUGGAUACAGUUUAUACCAGACAAUGAGGAGCGCUCCAAUUGAUAUGAUCGUUACAAGAAUGCGAGUUCGACUACCACAAAAUAGCAACUGGGUGAGAGUAGAAAAAUGCUAUUUCGACCCUCGCAACGUUUCUUUGGACACGAUGCUUUUGUUCCACGACAUUACAAUAUCUGGAAACGUGGAUUUGUACGACACCAACGAACUCGAUCGCAGCAUGGUUCCAUCCAGAAGAACACGAAGACAUUAUGCUGAUUCCCCAUAUUAUUCCGAUUCCAACAGAUUUCGUAAUAAUGGAUGUAACAUGAUAUUGAGACUGCGCAAAGCUGGUAUCGGCUUCCACACUCGCCCACUGCACCAACAACAAGGAAGAUUUAACGUCAAAACUGAUUCAGAAUUCGUUGAACCAGGUUUCAUUAGCGUCUAUGCUUACGGCUGCGAAAAGUACAUAAACAAAAAUUCAAUAAGGAACAAAGAAAAUUUACCCUUAAAGCGAAGACGGCGGUCUGAUGAAUUCACAUUCAAUAGCCGCCUCGAAACUCCUCAAGAAGACUUAGUUAGUAAAGCAUCAGAGAACUAUGAUAUAUUAUACGAACCGAGAACUGGAAGAAUGGGCUAUGAGAGAAGCAGAGCAUUUCAGCCAGAUGAUAAUUUAGAUGACACCGAAGAUAUUUCGAGGGAAAUGGAGGAUAUUUUUACAAAGGGUAUUAGGACUCUAUUAACAACAUAUAUGAAGAAAGAAUUGCAACCUGCUAUCAAAGAUACACUAAUGAGAAAUAUGGGUUAUGUUAUUUCUUAUGGUUAA